Aspergillus saccharolyticus JOP 1030-1 is the source of this 903-nucleotide messenger RNA. RefSeq lists its product as uncharacterized. The record is from RefSeq and is a predicted model, not a curated record. The transcript has 3 exons. The coding region runs from base 1 to 903 and encodes 300 amino acids. Lineage: Eukaryota; Fungi; Ascomycota; Eurotiomycetes; Eurotiales; Aspergillaceae.
AUGGACGCUCCUCAGGUGCAAGUUGGGGUGCCAGAGAAUGCUUAUCCUUUUGGACAUAAUGAAUCUAGUGUUGCAGGAAGCCAAGCAAUCUCUAAUACUGAAGUCGACACAUCUUCAAAGACAGUCAAUGAAGUGCAGACGGACACAAUGCCAGAUAUUUUUAUGACUGAUGAAUGUUCGGCUACUGAGCCAGAAACAAAAUCAACAGAACACAAGAGAAAUGCCAGCCUACAAUUCCUUGAUUUCUUGACGUCGCCUAUCGUGGAACUCGUUGUCGGCUCCGAAGGGUCUAGGACCGUUUUGACCGCUCACCAAAGCCUACUUCUAGAGUCCCCCCUCCUUGCGGAGAAGGUUGCGGCCUUCAGGGAAUCAGGCCCGCGGCGCAUUGAGCUUCCGGCAGAGGAUGUGGAAGCCUUCGGCUAUUUCCUACAGUUCCAAUACACGCAUGAAUAUUCCACCUACACUGAAGCUCACACCGACCAAGAAACGGCAACUGAGGACAUCGACGACAGCGGAGAACAAUUACUGAAACACGCGCGGGUGUAUACCUUGGCCGAAAAGUUAGGAAUACCUUCAUUGAAAACUCUCGCACACUCGAAGAUCCAUCGUAUCAACAGCACAUCUCAGGGUGAAAUUGCUUAUGCCCGAUAUGUAUAUACAUAUACCCCAGUGGAUGAUGUCACAAUCCGCAAGCCAGUAGCUACAUUCUGGGCAUUGCGAAGCCAUGUGUUACGUCACGAGGCUGAGGAGGAAUUCAAAAAGUUAUGCAUUGAUGUGCCUCAGUUCUGCUACGAUGUGCUCAGUCUUGUGCUGGACCAAAAAGAGAAACGUGCUCAAGACAGGGCAGAAGCAGAAUCUGCGGUAAAGGGAAGCGGACGGAAGCGACUGCGCAGUGGCCUCUAA